AAACCCGAAGUCCCCCCGAAGAAAUCCCUCCACCCUCUGGUUCAGUCCAUUGAGAGCCCUUGACCCGACCCGACCGAGCAAAGGCGCAUGGCAGCAGCAACCAUGGCGACCGCCACAGCCACCGUCACCGGCCUGGGCUCCUCCACCCUCUCUCCCUCUCGCAUCACUUCCCCGAAGAGAACAAGCCUCCGCUCAGACUUCGUCAGAUCUCCGGUUGCCACCAGAAACCCAUUGAAGCAAACUCUCUCCUCAGGUGGAAGGUUUACAUGCUUUGAGAGAGAUUGGCUGCGGAGGGAUUUCAACGUGAUCGGGUUCGGGUUGAUCGGGUGGAUCGCGCCUUCGAGCGUUCCGUUGAUCAACGGUAAAAGCUUGACAGGGCUAUUCUUUGAGAGCAUCGGCACUGAACUCGCUCAUUGGCCUACUGGUCCUGCUCUCAAUUCUCAGUUCUGGCUGUGGCUGAUUACAUGGCACCUGGGGCUCUUCCUUUGCCUGACAUUUGGGCAGAUUGGUUUCAAGGGAAGGACCGAAAACUAUUUCUGAAAUUUCUCCCUGCUUGUAACUGGAAUUUCCCAAUGAUAUCUCUUCUCUCUUCUGUGUAUUUAUUAUAUUCAAAUUAAUAGUUUAUAGAUUGUUGAACUCACAUUUUUUCCAAAACAUCAAGGAAGAUUGAGAACCCAGUGAGGAUUUGAGACUGAAUGUAAGCCAUAUUUGUGAGGAAAUCCUUGAAAUGGAAGACGAAAACACUGUAAAUGUGUUUACAUGCAAAUAAUUAUUUGAUGCUGCUGGAUUUGAAAUUCCUCGAAA
Nelumbo nucifera (sacred lotus) is the source of this 804-nucleotide messenger RNA. It is a transcript of the gene PSAO, whose product is annotated as photosystem I subunit O. NCBI's taxonomy places the organism in Eukaryota, Viridiplantae, Streptophyta, Magnoliopsida, Proteales, Nelumbonaceae. The record is from RefSeq and is a predicted model, not a curated record.